GCGGCGCCUGAUGGGAAAGCGGCGCCGGGAGGGCGCUGAGGGGCGGCCCGGUGAUGGCUGCGGCGCCGCCGGGGCAGGAGCUGUGCCCGCACUGCCACCGGCCCUUCAAGCGGCUCCGCACCCACCUCCCGCACUGUAAGGCUGCGCCGAAACCAGCCCCCGCCAGCGCCCCGGGGUCAGGCCUAGGACUAGGCCGCGGCCCGGCCGCCGGUAGUGCUUCAGGCCUAGGCCGCGGCCCGGUCACCGGGGCCCCAGCGCCCGGGAGCGGCUCUGGCUCUGUAAGCGGGCCGGGGACAGGCAGCAGGCCGCGGGAGGGAGCGGCCGGUAAGAGCAGUAAGCGGCUGCCCGGUCCCGGUGUAGGGCAGGGGCUGCCCGGCGCGGCCCCCCGGGAGGAGGCCCGGAAGGGAAAGAAGGCUGCGGCAGGGCAGGGUGGGGGGUCGGGCCUCGGGCUUCGACGCCCGCCCGACGGACGCCACACGGAACAGAUACGGGAUGUAGCCAGAUCCCUUGAUUUGCUCCCUGAGGAAGUCCAGGAUAUACCCGAAAAGUUGAGUAACGGAGUGAAAAUAGUAAUAGAGAAGCACCGUGCCAAGGUCAUCAGGGAGAAGAGCGGUUCCAGGAGCAGGGAUGCUUCAGCUGGAAGCCACAGCACAGGCAGGUCACCCGUGGAAAGGCCAAAUCCAGGCAGUGCUGCUGAGCACGCUGGUGCAGCCCAGCCUGACCCACGGGAGGGAAUAACCCACCCAGAAAUCGCAAACAGCGAGACACAUGGCUGUGGAGCUGCAGAGAACGCAUCUGCGAGCAUAAAGGGAGAAAAAGGCAGUAGUUUAAAGGCAACAAAAACGCACGUACUUCAAGAUCCCCCCGAAGCUGACUGCAGAAGUGGCCCCGGUGACCUCGUUCAGCAGGAGGGAGUAGACAAAACCGUGACAGAAGAGAAGCAGAUGUACCUAGAAGUCGGUGUGGAAUAUAAAGCCCCUCUUUCUGCUUUGCAUACCAAGAACGUCCAUCUGUCAGUGAUGGAGGGUUUCAAAGGUCACAAUGAAAAGACAUCCAAAAAUUACCUAACCAGCAUACAAAAGCUUCGAGAGAGCGGGCAGCAGAUGGCUGCAGUUUCUGAGCCCAUCCUGAAUGCGAGGAGAGACACGGGGCUGGCUCUGAACCAGUUCUUGCUCCACACCUCCAAAAGCCAACCCAUCUGUCCGGCCCAGGCCUCUGGCAGGAGCACGCCGGCGGGUGCCGUGGGCUUGGAGUGGUUUCCAGACUUAUAUCCUAAUUAUCACGGGCUGAGUAUUUUUCCAGGGAAGCCCUUUCAACAAGGCGUGGAGAUCAUAACGAAGCCACCGGAGGGCAAUGUCUCAGACAGACAACAAGCUCUGAUGUCUCAUCACACAGGUCCCCUCUCAGAAAGGCGCCUGAUGGAAGUCAGGCUGGGGGAGCUGCCUGCCUGGCUCACCACCCGAGACUUCUCUCCCCGGGGGCUGCUUGGAGGAGUGCAGAAAGCCUGGAGCAGUUAUUACAACAAAUACAUCAACGUGAAGAGGGGGGGACCGGCGGGGAUCUCCAUGCUGCUGGCUGGGUACUGCCUCCUCAGCUACAGCUGGAACUACCAGCACAUCAAAUGUCAUCGUUGGCGUAAAUACCACUGAAGAAGCUGGAAAGCACCCGAGGAAGUGUCACCGAUACCUGACCAGAGUCAGCAGAAGCACUCAGGAGUGGGGUCCUGGCAGGGAUUGGAAUCAGCAGAAGCACUUUUGUUGUCAGAAAUGGGUUCUUCAGUCGUUGAGGGAGUUGUUUUCUAGUUUCCCUCCUGCAGCCAGAGGGGUGACACUGACAGUAACAGCCUGUGGUCACCGCUCUGCGGUUCAGGAAGCAUUUAGUGCUGAAAGAAGAGGCUGUUAGAGCUGCCCCUUAGGGGGGUGUUUGCAGUAGAGCUCUUGUAGUCUGCAGGAGCCCAAAUCUCUCACUUUGGGACACUAAACACAGGAGAACUCCUUGAUCUGGGCUGUUAAUAUAGAUUGACACGUAUGUCGUAGUUGGUGUUUGGCAAUAAGGUUUGUGGUGGAUUGUGACAGGGUGGGGGUUCGGCCAGAAUAACCAUUUCCUUUAAAUUAACAGAGUUGUGGCCAGCACAGCCCUUUUGUUUUUUGGCUUCCCCCUCUUUCCACAGGAAGCACAAUGAGGUUUUGCUACCGAGGGGUGGUCCCAGCCCCUUGCUCCACUGGCAGCAGGACACUGGUGGCACUGCCCGGGCUCUGAGGGAAGGCAUGAAAGCAGCAGUGCCCUAGUUCUGCAGGAACUAAAAAAAAAAAAAAAAUCCAUUGGAUUUUUAGCUGUUGUGCCCAAGGGGCAAACCAAUGUCUGCAUCAGACAAACGAGGCCAGUUAGGAGAGGGCUAGUUGUAGCCUGCCAGCGCCAAACGUGUCUGGAAAAGGACUGGUCUUGUUACAGGCACGAAGGGUAAAAGAGAAAAAAAAGCCAAGGAAAAAAUAAUAUCCGAGCUCUUUAUUCCAAGAGUGGUGCAGCAGUGCUGGGUCAGAGGCGUUCCACCAACAAUUCCCUGGCAAUAAAAGACUUGGUGAAUUUUCUGAUUCUA
Molecule: messenger RNA, 2596 nt
Organism: Calidris pugnax (ruff)
Lineage: Eukaryota; Metazoa; Chordata; Aves; Charadriiformes; Scolopacidae
Gene: MTNAP1
Product: chromosome unknown open reading frame, human C17orf80
Exons: 4
Coding region: 54-1649 (531 amino acids)
Source: RefSeq, a predicted model, not a curated record